AUGUUGGGACGUACACAGACAAUGGCGCGACGAAAGGAAGGGCUCUCAUCAACCGACAUUUGUGCUUUGUUGCUUUUUAUUUCCCAAGGUAAGGCAGUCUUUCACUCUUCUUAUUCUUGAUUUUUGUGGCGUAAAUUUAACUCUUGAUAAUAUAAGUUAUCAGAUGGUACAAUUUAUGUCUUUGUGACUUAUCGAUUGUCUCCCCUUAAAUUUGUUAUGGUCUGAAAAACAAUGUCUUUUUUCUAAUACUGUGAUUGAGGGUUGGCAGUUAUCUUGUUUUGAGACCAAAGCAUAAAAAUGUAAGUUUACUUAUCAUAAAAGGCAGGUUUUUAUUGCAAUAUUGAGGCAAUGAAAUUUAGUUUUAUUCUAUCGCUCUUGGCCCGCGAAUUAGCGACUUUCCUGGAUAAAUGGCUUCAGACCAGGGAUGGCGCAGUGCUGCCGGACUGCAUUUCGCAUUCUAUCAUUGUGGAACUGGUUGCAAGAGUUCAGUACCUCAAUAACCUAAUGAUUCUCGUUAUUUCAAUAAUUUAAUAACCGUCAAGGGAGCGCUUCUAGCAUGCUUCCUAGCUUAGGUUUGAUAUUUUAUCUUAAAGAGAUUAUUAAUAAGACUCGUUGCAGUUUCUGUUAGAGUUUCUACUUUUGCGUUAAGUGUAAUAUUUUAUCGUUAAUCACAGCGGACCUCCGCGAUCAAGGAAAAGAUUGUUGUCGGCUUGGAUCGUUGUUUCUCUUGUCAUUUUGGCCUGGUUUUCUCGUCUCCUUCCCCAGCAAAAGUGGCAGCCAUUUUAGCCGAUGUAGUCCCUAAACAUAUCCAUGUAGAAAAUGGGACCCUUUUUCACAAGUCUCAGUUUUAUCCCCAUGUUUUGAUUUAUCUUCAGUUUAUCGCUAAGUCUAAUCUUUUCGUUUGUUUAGCACUAUUUACUUUUCAUGGUCAACGUAUUUAAUAAAGUAUAAUUGAAAAUUUCCGUAGCGUUUUAAUUUCAAUUCCGCCUUCUAAUCACUAAAAGUCAAAAACUCUUUUAGUCCAUUUAGCAAUUAACAGCAGUCUCGAUCCGUCCAUUUUUAAAACCUGCUUUUGCCGUGGCUUUUUAUAACACACCAGGUUCAGUUUGUUUUCAAUAAUGUGUUUUGUGGCAUUCGUGGGAAAAACACAGUGGAUUGAUGCUAUAUGAUGGCUGACAUUUUCAGGAAUGAUUUCAUUAAACAACUAGAUAAUUUUAAACCCGGUCGAUCGAAGCAGAAAUUUACCUGUUUGGGGUGUAUCAUUGUUAUUUUUCGAUCAAUAAAUGAGUCACUGCCAACUUGUUUUGGAAAGUCCCAAAAUCAACUGAAUUGAGAUCAAUAGACCAUUAUUCAUACUUGGCUCCGCGGCUUGGGAAAUAAAACAAAAGAAAUGUAUUAUUCAUUACUGAGCCUAAAGAUGAUUUUCUUUUGUUUUAUUCCCCCAAGCCUCGAAGCCAAGAAUGAAUUUAAUAUAUCAAAAAUGGUCGAUUGGCUUAAGAAACUGUUUCAUUAUUGUACAUGUUUGGAAGCCAGGACAAUGAGUAGAGACGUAUUUGCGAGUGACUGCGAGUGACUGCGUAGAAGUUGUUUCCAAAGUCACUAUGAGACUGUUUCCCACUCCAGAAAACUAUAAGUAGAAUGGGUACAAGCUUUCGGCGCAACGAUUACUGGGUUCUUUUGGGUUGACAAACUUUAAAUAUGACUGGUUAUUUAAUGGUUCCCUUGAAUACCAUCGACCAAUCAUAACUACGUACCGCUUGUCUGCCCAAACAAUCCCAGAGCUCACUGAGCCCAAAACUUGUACCCAUUUCCCUAGAGUUUCUGGGCUGGCAAUUGUAAAUAAGUUGGUUGAAUAACCAUGGUGAUGAGGGAUCCUUUUAACACUAAUGUGAGAAAUUAAAAUACCAUAAGUUAUACAAAUUCCAGUUCCUUCUACUAAACACACAAAAGUUUAUGUAAAUGGUUGAGCCAUUGAGUGAUGAUAGAAGUGACUGUAAUGAUGGCUUCCGCAAAGAAAGGCUGGGGAAACGCCAGUCGCUGACGGUGAAGAUCAGUAAAGUCCGUCCGAUUUACUAGGAUAUAUUCAUCUGGAUGAUAAUGAUGUAAUGUACUGGGGUUUCAUACAUUUAGAAGGCAAUUUUGAUGAGUAAAACGCAACAAGCUUGUCCGACCAAGCACAUGGUAAAAAAAACAAACUCCGCAAGCACCAAGUACGGGAUAAUAACAAAUGUUCAAACAACUUAAAACUGAUUUUAAUCAACGUUUCAAAUUGUGGUUUUUGGAUGUUUGUUUUUUUCGACUUUCAAACUAUGCUGAGGUUUUACUGAACCGAUCAAAGACGUAACCUUUAAUGAUAUGCAAUGAUAGCAGUCAAAUAAAAGCUCAUUUAUUCAUUUUACUUAAUACAGUGGAGUAUUUUGCCCAAACUCAUCGUAAUACUUGCAGCUAUCAAGGAAUAAUAAAUUGGCCAUUUCCGAGUUCCAAAAAUUCUCACUUCAAAACGAGGCUAAGUGCGAAACCUUUUUAUGAAAAGGAAUUUUAUUCGCAUGAGAGUAAAAAAGAUCAUUUUCAUAUCAAUGGCUUGGAUCUUAGCCUCGUUUUGAAACAGAGGCUUGAGGCAAAUGGUAGUCUCGUUUUGUAAACUAGAAAUUAAAAGAAGCUUACGUAGAACCUUGUAGUGUAAAAGAUGGAUACUAGUCCUUUAAUUUAGUAAGUUUCCUUUGUUUUGCAGUUGCCUUACAAGCAUCCACCACGGUAGUUGAGUACAAGAAAUUUGACAUCAGUAAACAAUGGUCACAAGCAAGAGUAGCUUGUAGGCAGGAGAGUAAAAUUCUCGCAAAAAUUGAUAAUAUUGACUUAUUUAAUUCAACAAAGGAAAAACUCUAUAAGGCAUCAUCUGGCAAAGGUAAGAAAUACUGGACUGGA
Messenger RNA from Porites evermanni, 2925 nucleotides. Lineage: Eukaryota; Metazoa; Cnidaria; Anthozoa; Scleractinia; Poritidae. The record is from the annotation of a GenBank genome assembly.